Molecule: messenger RNA, 3928 nt
Organism: Camarhynchus parvulus
Lineage: Eukaryota; Metazoa; Chordata; Aves; Passeriformes; Thraupidae
Product: RING finger protein 151-like
Exons: 7
Coding region: 271-1164 (297 amino acids)
Molecular function (GO): zinc ion binding
Source: RefSeq, a predicted model, not a curated record
CGUGCGCAUGCGCAGUGUCGGCCUGCGGGGUCUUUGCCACACACAGCAUGGCGGAGCAGCUGCCCGCCGCGCCGCCGUCAAGCGAGAGCGGCCGUAAAGAGAAGCUGGGCUGCGCGGCGGCGAGCGGCGGCGGGCGGGGCAUAAUAAAGCAGUGAAGAGAAACUGAAGGAAGCAUUACAUGCCUUACUGGUCAGAAAAGUGUUUCUGAAGUAUUUGGGCAAACUACAUAUAUAUGUAGUAAAAUCUGCAAAGGUUGAAGGUGUGGAGAGAAUGGGUUAUGACAUUGAGCGCUUCGUGGGCUAUGUUAAUGAAGGGCUGUUGUGCUCCAUCUGCCGAGAUGUGUUGGAAGAUCCACUGCAGGCUCCUUGCGAACACGCUUUCUGCACUGCCUGUAUCCAUGGGUGGCUUGUUCAUCACAGUAACUGCCCUGAAGACAGACAAGUGAUUGAUGUGUCUUUGCUACGACCUCUCUAUAGAUAUAUGAAAAAUGAUUUAAACCGUCUUCAGCUGCAUUGCAGAAACAGAGAGUAUGGCUGUGAAAUGGUUUGUUCUCUGGAGUCUAUAGACAGGCAUGAAAGGGAGUGUGAGUACAGUCAGAUACCCUGCUCCAAUGCUGAUGCUGUCUUGCCUUGCUCCCCCUGCUCAGGUUGCACCGUGCAGAUCGAGCGGCGUAACCUGGACGGGCACCUGGCGGUGUGCGAGUACCGGAGCCGCGAGUGCCCCAACGGCUGCGGCUUCACCAUCCUCAGCGCCGAGGACACGCAGCACAACUGUGUGGCAGAGCUGAGGACUGAGCUGGAGCUGCUUCGGUCAGAAAUGAUCUGCAGAGUGGAGGAGGCAAAACAUGAGAUGGAGUCAAGGUUAGAUUCACAGAGAAGGCAUAUGGUCCAAAAAGAGAGUAUUCUGCAAAAUGAAAUUGAAGAACUAAAGAGUCAGAUGUCACGAAUGAUGUCAGAUGUACGGUCUCUGAUGGCUGCAGAGAGGCAGCACCGCCAGGAAUUGGAGCAGGCAGAGCUGGAAAAACGGGAGUUAAUGGAGCUGCUGAAGGGGCUGCAGAAGGACUGUAGAUUGACUACUACAGAGGGAAGCAGGAAGUCAAAUUUCCGUCCUUUGACACGUCUAGAGAGUGUUAAAAGAAAACCUAGGGAAGUUACAGUUAUCUAAAUAGUACUAAACUCAAAAAGCAUUUUCUUCAAAUACUGGCUUCUGGCAAACUACUUUCUUUGAAUGAUUGGUAAACUUUAUAUAAUUUCUGAUUUACCUGGGGUUUUUUUAAGUCUAAAUUAGAACUGUAUUUCCUUUGGGGCCAUAAAAACAAACAGAAGAUUUUUUCCCUGAGGGAAUACUGGUCAUUAAAACUAGUAAUUGGAAGACAUAUUUUUAGCUAAUGUUUUUAUAGAAAGGGAAAGGAGACUUGAUUUGUUCUCUCUUUACUGCAUCACUUACAGGAAUCUUUCAAGACUGAAACUACAGCCUUUUAAAGUCAAAGAUACAGACUGUUAUGGACCAGGAAGGAAAAAACAUUUCAGUAUCUCUGUUUGAAACAAAAAAGCAAAUGUGACCAUUUGGGAUGUACUUAAUUUGAGGAAAAGUGAAUAGUAGAAUUAGUGAGUCAGUAAUAGAAAUUAAUAAGAUUUUGUUUGUUUGUAGUCAGUAGAAGGUCUUAUUUCAAAGGUGGAAAGCAAGCACUUUAAAUUGUAAUUCUUCUGCUAUGUAACAGCAUUGGGUGAGGUUGAUUGUUGCUUUAGAGCUUCUUCUCAUUUCUGAGGCUGAUAACACAUUUAAGAGACUAAUACUAAAGCCUGAGGUAGUAGAAUAACCUUUAAACAGAUGUGUGAAUAACUGAGUUUGUGGGAAUGGAUCUGCUUCUUACUUAAAAAUUUGAAGCUUUUAUAUGUGAAACUGUCAGGUAUUUCUACAGGAUCUUUUAAGCAUAAGACCAGUCAUUUGGUACUCAAUGUCUUUAAAGUAUAUAUAGCUAUCUAGAGUAUCCUUAAUUUUCUUGUGGCAGGUUUAAGGCUACUCGAUAUGCACAAGAGAUGAAUAUUUGCACACUUACUUGGGCUUCAGACAUCUGUGUUAGUGCUCAAGCAGUCUUCAGGGAGUGCCAGAGCCUGGCACUGUCAUCAGAGGGUAACAGAACACCUGGCUGUAAGUAGGUCAAUGAUCUGCUCUGCUUAGCAGUACAACUCAAAGUGGGGGUGGAAGGAUUAAGGGAUGUUAGAGCAUCUGAGGUAGAGAUUGACUGAUAGAGCAUUCUCUGCCUCCCCUGAGGCAAACGUACCAGUCAAAUGCACCUCAGAAAGGGGAGGAUCACUAGAGAUGAAGCUAGGUCUGUGAUGCAGGCAAAAGUACAACUACAUUGGCCUGGCUAAAGUACAACUACACCAACACACAGUGUGAGCAGUAAGCAGGAGGAGCUGGAAGCCAUUGUUCAGCAGGAAGGUUUUGAUGUUGUCACCCUCACAGAAGCAUGGUGGGAUGACCAUCAUCAUGGGAGUGCUGCAAUGGCUGGGUAUAAGCUCUUUAGCAGAGACAGGCAGAGCAGGAGAGGUGGUUGGGUAGCACUGUACAAUAGGGAGUGUUUUGGUUGUAUUGAAAUUGAUGAUGAAGAUGACAAGGUUGAGUGCCUCUGGAUGAAGAUCACAGGGAAGGUCAGCAGGGCAGACAUCAUGGUGGAAGUCCCUUAGAGACCAUGAGCCAGGAACAGGCUGAUGAGGCCUUCUGCAAGCAGCUGGCAGAGGUGUCACAGUCACCAGCCUUUGUGCACAUGGGUGACUUCAACUUGCCAGAUGUCUGCUGGAAAUACAGCAGAGCGGAAGCAGCCUAGGGAGUUCCUGGAAUGUGUGGAAGAUAGCUAACUAACAUAACUGGUGAAUGAGACUAACAGAGGAGGGGCCCUGUUGCUUGUGGGCUAAGAAAAACUGAUGAGUGAACAGAUGGUCAGUGGCCAUCUUGGGCAGAGUGACCGCAGACUGUUAGGGUUUUCUGUAUGGGGUGAGGUAAGGAGGGGCACCAGCAAAACUUCUGCGUUGGACUUUGGUGAUCAGACCUUGGCCUUUUUAGGACAUUGAUUGACCAAGUCCCUUGGAAGUUAGUUCUGAAGGUCAAAAGAGUCCAGGAAGGCUGGAUGUGCUUUAAAAAGGAAUUGUUAAAUAUUCAGGAGCAGACUGUCCCCAUGUGUGGAAAGACAAGUUGUAUGGGAAAAAGACCAGUGUGGUUAAACAGAGAACUUAAGCUGGAACUUAGGGGGGAAAAAAGAGAAUAUAUCAUCUCUGUAAAGAGGGUCAGGUAAUGGGAGGACUAUAAGGACUUCACAAAGUCAUGUAGGAAGAAGAUUAAAAGGGACAAAGCCCAGCUAGAACUUGCUUUGGCCGCUACUGUUAAAGACAAAAAAUGUUUGUAUAAGUACGUUGAAAGCAAAAGGAGGGUGAAGGAGUGUCUCCACCAUUAGUUGAAUCCAGGGGGUGGUGUAGUGACAGGGGUUGAGGAAAAGGCAGAGGUACUUAAUGCCUUCUUUGCCUCAUUCUUCAAUAUUGAGAUCAGUUGUCCUCAGGAUACCCAGCUCUCUGACAUGGAAGUUAUUGAUGGACACAUGAGUGAAACCCCCAUAGUCCAGGACAAGGUGGUUAGUGACCUGCUGUGCCAGUUAGACACACACAGGGCUAUGGGCCCUGAUGGGAUCCACCCCAGAGUAAUGAGGGAACUGGCAAAAGUACUCACUGGCACUGGUGAGGCAGCACCUUGAGUGCUGUGUCCAGUUCUGGGCCUUCAGUUUAGGAGGACAUUGAGAUGCUUGAGUGCAUCCAGAGAAGAGCAAUGAGGCUGGUGAGGGGCUUGGAACACAAGCCCUGUGAGGAACGACUGAGGGAGCUGGGGUUGUUUAGCAUGGAGAAAAGGAGACUCAGAGGUGACCUUAUCACUCUCU